AUGACACGGAAAUUCUUGGACAAAGCAAGCCUUGAAAAGCGUUUUCGCGAGCUGGAUAGUGACGGGAGCGGAUGGCUGAGUAAAGAAGAAUAUACUAAAGAGGUUGAACGUAUGGGCUAUCCUGCUUCAUUAGCACAGGCAAGUUUCCUCAUUACUUUGAAUAGCGGAGCGAGGUGGACGUGGAGGGAUCAGACAUGUCAAACUCUGGUAUUUAUGAGGGUGUUUGACAAGGACAAUGAUGGCCAGGUUACAAUGACGGAAUUCAUCACCUCACUAAUGAACGUGCAGAGAGUAAGUUAUAUGUUUGUGCGCUCGUAUGCCGUUUUUCAUUUCCUCUAUGCUUGUGAUGAAGAUGAGUAA
Molecule: messenger RNA, 360 nt
Organism: Opisthorchis viverrini
Lineage: Eukaryota; Metazoa; Platyhelminthes; Trematoda; Opisthorchiida; Opisthorchiidae
Exons: 3
Coding region: 1-360 (119 amino acids)
Molecular function (GO): calcium ion binding
Source: RefSeq, a predicted model, not a curated record